This is a messenger RNA of Knipowitschia caucasica, 1440 nucleotides long. The record is from the annotation of a GenBank genome assembly. NCBI's taxonomy places the organism in Eukaryota, Metazoa, Chordata, Actinopteri, Gobiiformes, Gobiidae.
AUGCUUUGCCACAUCACACGCCCGGACUCGGUGGUGAUGGAAGUGGAAGUUGAUGCGAAGGCGAACGGAGAAGACUGUCUAAACAAGGUUUGCAGAAAGUUGGGCAUAAUUGAAGUGGACUAUUUCGGGCUGCAGUUCACCGGCAGCAAGGGCGAGAAUCUGUGGCUAAAUCUGAGGAACCGCAUCUGCCAACAAAUGGACAAUGUGACUCCAUGUCGACUGCGGCUCCGAGUAAAGUUCUUUGUUGAGCCCCAUCUCAUUCUCCAGGAGCAGACGAGGCAUCUCUUCUUCAUGCACGUGAAGGAGGACCUCCACAGCGGUCACCUGCGGAUGGGCUGUGAUCAGGCCGUAGAGCUGAGUGCGCUGCUGGCUCAGGCAGAGUUUGGGGACUACAACCAGAACACAGCACAGUACUGGUACUCGGAGCUGUGUGGGGAGGAGCCCAGCCAGGACACAUUAGACAGUAUUGUGAGCAGACACAAAGGCCUGGAGGACCUGAGCCAGGCGUCAGUGGAGUACCAGGCACUGCAGCUAAUCUCCUCACUGGAGCACUACGGGGUGGAGUGGCACUGGGCCAGGGAUGCCAACGGACAGAGGCUGGCCAUAGGGGUCGGUCCUGAGGGCAUCGCCAUUUGCAAAGAGGACUUCACCUUAGAAAACAGAAUAAGCUACCCCCUCAUCCAGAUUGCCACACAGUCGGGUAAAAGUGUUUAUCUGACCGUUACCAAGGAUAACAGUGACAGCAUGGUGCUCCUGUUCAAACUCAUCAGUAACCGUGCUGCCAGCGGUCUGUACAGAGCCAUCACGGAGACGCAUGCUUUUUACAGGUGUGACACAGUAACUAACGCUGUCAUGAUGCAGUACAGCAGAGAUUUUAAGGGACAUCUUGCAUCACUUUUUCUAAAUGAAAACAUAAACUUGGGCAAGAAAUAUGUGUUUGACAUCCGGCGGACAGCCAAGGAAGUGUACGACCACGCCCGGCGGACACUGUACAACUCUGGAGUGGUGGAUCUGGUGUCUCGCAACAACAGUGGGGAGCGCUCCUCUCCCUCACGGUCUCCGACACGGGACCAUCAGCUGGAGGAGGAGCUGGACUGUGGCAGCUGCCAACAGAGCCGCGAGCUCCAGGAGCGGCUGCAGAAGCUCCGAGAGGCCCUGCUCUGCAUGCUCUGCUGUGAGGAGGAGAUCGACGCGGCCUUCUGUCCUUGUGGUCAUAUGGUGUGCUGCCAGACGUGUGCCAGCCAGCUUCAGCUGUGUCCUGUGUGCCGGUCAGACGUGGAGCAUGUGCAGCAUGUGUAUUUACCCACAUGCACCAGUCUGCUCAGCCUCACCCUCACAGACAACCACCAACACCGCAACAACAUCCCAGCUCCCAUCUGCAGAGACAUGGCUUCUCCCCACAGCUGCCCCGACUACGAGCACAAGAUCUUUCACAUGUGA